GCGUGUGUAUUAGUGUUUAGAUAAAUCAUAUUUUUAUCUAUAAAAAAAGUUUAUUGUGCUUUUGAAUGAAGAGAUGUGUGAUGAUGAAAUACUACUUUUUAGGUAUGCCUAGAAAAAUUAUACUUGCAUAAAUCUGAGAGCAAAACCAGUUCAAAAUGCUGCACGUAUUCCAUGUGGACUCAGGGCGUAUGAUGACGUUUGACAUGAGCUUAGCUCUAGAAAGCGUCGACAACCUGAAACGAUACGUCCAAGAGGAAUUCAAAAUCCCAGCUGAGAAACAAGUGUUGUUGAUUAGCGGAGGAGAAUGUUUGGACCCGAAGAAGAGGGUGUGCUCCUAUUCGGCAGGAACCGACACAAAUCCUAUUUUUCUUUUUAGUAAAUCAAUUAUCGAAUCUCCGAUUCCUCCUCCGCCUACUGGAGAUUAUGGAAGUGAAAGUGAUGUCGAUCUCAAAGUUCAAGAACACUGUGAUAUGCCGGUAACAUUCGGCACCGUUGCCAAACGAGCUCAAUUGGCACAACAACUCGUUGAAUUAGCUCGGAAACAGUUGACUGUCUGUGAAAAUAUCGUCCACGAUCAACAUUUGCAACAACAGGGAUGGUCAGCUGUCGUCGCCAGUUUGGAAGAUAUCACUUUCGAAUUCAAGAAAAGGGCUGAUGUAUUCCUGAAGUUCUUCGAGAAUUAUAUUGACGAAAGGGAGAUGCACGCGAAGUUUUUGGGGCUGGUGGAUCCGGAUGGUGAUGAAAUAACUGUUAAAAAAGAGGAGAAAAAGGACCACACGGUUAUUUUCUCAAUAUCGCCCGAAACUCAUGACAGUUAUUUAACCGGAAACGCACCAUGCAAUGCUGUUUUUAACAAUGAUCUGAGAACGCUACAAAGGAUACCGGUAUUGCCAGUUCUUCUACUGAAGAAUCCGCGAUUAGCCAUAACCGAUUCGAAAACUUCGGAAGAAGAUGAAGAAUCUAACACAUCACAAACUAGCAUUACUGGAAGGGAAGUGAGCAUUUACGAUUGGAUGUGCGGUUCUGACACCAUGGACAAACUGUAUGAUCAUUGUUGCAGAGGUAUUGAACAGUUUGACAAGAAGGUUUUGAAAUCGAUUUCUGAAGACAUUGCAGAAAUGCUAAAAAAUGCCGACAAUGUACAAAUGAAGGAGGUUAAGGGGCUUGGUGAACGUCUCUUCGGACUCGAAACUCUUAUGAGGGAAGCAAAGAAGUAUAUGAAAAAUCAAGCAGAAUUGGCACAGUCCUUCGCUAAUAACCAAAACAGGGCAAGUAACACUAAAGAUGCCUCCGUACUUCCUGAUUUAUGCAUGUCCCAUAAAAAACAAUUACAAAUGAUGGCUUUUAACCACACCCAAAUCUGUGAUAUUAGAAGAAGAUGCACUAGAGCGAAAGAAGAACUGAGUAUUAAUCUCUACCAUAGGCUUAAGUGGGUGAUGUACAUAGAGGAUCAUAUAUUAGAAACAGAUAACAAAUUAGUUAUUUAUAAUGAAAGUUUGAAGAGGUUAACGAAGCAUUUGAUAAUACUUGAACAGGUACAUAAAGCUCCAGCCACAUAUUUGUGUGCUGUUGCUGAAGUGGUUAGGAGAAGAACGUUUUCUCAACACUUUUUAUUGUGGGCUUCGGAAUUAGCUUGCCAUCUUCUAACUAUUCGUAAUGAAGAAAUAGUUCGAAGAAAAGAGUUCCAAUCUCGGUUCCAAGGGCACUUUUUAAGUUCCUUGUUUCCUGGAAUGGAUGACUUGCCUCCAGAUUUUGCAACGCAGGCACCCCCAAUGUUCGAUACCGGAUUACCCAAACUUACCCAGGAAGAUAUAGAUAAGUUGAAACAGGAUUUGCCAGAUAUGGCAGAAAAUUUGAACGUUCCCGAUACAAGUGUCCUGACGAAUUUCUUCCUUCUGCGUUCUUUGACCGCACGAAAAGAAGAAGAAAUACAGGAUGAUAAGAUGGGAAACGAAGAAGUGAUCAAGGCUGUGGAAGAGAAAUUGAUACAGGCUGUUAGUGAUGUAGGAUUAGCUAGUGAUUUGGAUAGGGAUAUACUCAGGGGUACAGGGAGCGAACCUUGUCUCACCACUGCGACGGGUUUGCCACAUCUUAAGGAUUUAGAUAGGGGUUGCGAGUCUGAAACAGACACUGAAGAAUUUGAAAAGGUUGGCCAGAGUCCAUUGGAGCUGAACUUUGAUAAGAAUAUUCCAUCACCUCGUCCACGCACCCAAGACGCGUCUACCUCCACCGAGGAUAAUCUUCAAGUGUCCAGAAGCGAACAUGAAAAAUUAAAAACGGUGUUAAGAAAAUUAUACCAGUUAGCCAGAGACGCGAUUCUACAACUCAGAUCUGAACAAGCAGUUCUCAGAACGCAAAUUGUAGCCAAUAAAGAUAGUGCUAGUCAGUAUUGCGAUAAAAUAGAUAGUUCCUGGGCAAACCUCAUACUUUUCCAACAGCAACAAGAAAAAGAAAACCUUGAAGUGAUAUCAAAAAGUUAUGAGAAUGUCAUUAGUGAAUUAAGGAAGCAGGUAGAUGUGCAAAAUCAACAAAUAGAAGAUUUAUUUAAUGAGAAAUCUGCAUUAGAAGGAGAAAUAAUAGUAUCAUGUCAAGAUCUAAAUACAAACAUGGAAAAGCUCAGGGAAGAAAAUGCAAAAACGAUUGAAGAUCUGCAGAGACUUUUAGAAGAGAAAGAAGCAGAAAAAGAAAAAAUAGCUAAAGAAACAACGGAUAGGCUGACAAGAGAUUACAAAGCUGAAAUAGAAAGCAUUAGAUCUAGAUUUAAACUUAUGACUAUGGAAAGAAGUCCAUCAGAUAGUAGUUUGGAAAAAUCUGUAGAUUUUAGCAACUUAGCUAGUAAUUCUCCCUUUUUAUUGCAAAUGAAAGAGAAGUUUGAAAUGGAUAAAGAACGAGCAGUCAGUGAAGCGUUACUUAAAGAACGAGAGAAAUGGGAAAAGCUCAUGGCCAUAAGGAUACGCGAAACUGAAACCAAAUUUUUGGAAGAAAAAGAUAUUUCGCUCCAAAAUCUUGCUAAAAAAAUAACAGAGGAAAAAGAUAAACAAAUCGACUUUUUAAUGGAAAGAGAAAAGAAUCUGAAUUUAGAAUGUAUUAAAUAUAAAAGUACCAUUCAACAAUUGGCUGAGAGCGAAAUAGAGAGCAGCGACGUGGAACUUUUAAAAAAAAUUAGCGCUUUGCAGGAAGAGAAAGAUGCCUUGGCAGAAGAGCUGGAGAAAUGUAGGAGCCAGAACGUCAAGGCUGUUGAUAUGUCAACUUCGGUGGCUGUCUGUGAAGCCAAAGUAGACGUCACGACGAGUCCUAUCAAACAGAAAGAGUCCAAAAAAAGUGAGCCAACACCUAAAGGAAUUCUUAGUGUAGAAAGUUGCAAGUCGGGUGAUAGAGUGAUCGUCGGAUGGGACAAAGAACACGAAAAUUUUAGGGUAGUUCAAGAAAAACAACAUCUCUAUUUUGUGCAUUCUGAUUAUUUAGAAGGUUUAGGUCUAGAAGUAAUCGAAGGACAACCUAAUAAGCAUUUUUGUAUUGCCGAAGUUUUAGAUAAAGAAUAUUGUUAUGCAAGAAAGUCUGACAAUAGAUAUAAAGUACCAAAAUCUACAAAAUUCUUUCGAGUAAAAGUACGGCCGUCAAUCUCUACAUUAUCACGUGAUACCUCCGUCUCGCAGAGCCUAUAUCAACCUUUCAGCACCGGAGAGCAUUCUCGCAUGACACAAAGUCAAUCUGCAGUAUCCACCACCGUAGAAGAAAUGAUUUUAGAAGAUACAUCUUCACCAGUGAGAACGCAUCCGCCUAUACCAGAGAGGGACGAAACGGAUGGUGUCGGGCCGGAGCUAUUAGAGGCUGUAGCUAGUGUAGAAGAAACUGAAGCUACUUUAGUAGAGCAAGUAGAACAGCAAGUUGUGGUACAUAAUGCCGGAGCUGCUAAAUGGCCUGAACACCAUUUUGCAGAAGAUAGCGGCAUUGUUGAAAAUAUAGAUAAUGUUGAGCAAGCCAUGGCGGCUAUAGAUGAUACUCUCACUGAGAUAGAAAAUGAAAAUGAGAAUUGUGACCGGGAUUGUAAUAAACAAGUGGAAGUUUUUCGAGAACAGCACGCUUAUAUCAGCAGCACAUGGCUGGAAAUGAUGCUCAGUAGGGUGUUUACUAAAAGCAUUCAAAAUCAUAAAGAUUGUAUUGAACAAAACGCAGUACGUAAAAUGGAAUGAGUGAAGAAACCGAUUUGCAAUCUGCAAUCAACAAAACAAUCGACGAUCCAUUUCUAGUAGUUUAAGAAUUAUUUGGUUUAUCACAAUCCGUCUCCUCAACCUUUCUCUGAUGUGUGGACACGUAUUCUACUUUAUUUUUAUUGUGAUAUGAACUUUUUGCUAAAUGAGUGAAUAUACUAGAGGCGAGUAUUACAUACAUAAUAUAUUGAAUUGCCAGUCUUCUCUUUAAAUAUUGUACCUAUAAAGAAUUGUUUUGCGUUCUACUAUACUUAAAUUGUUCUGUCUGGCAUAUUGCAUAUAUUUAUAUUGCACGGAAAAUAAUAUAUGAUAAAAUGUAGAACAUACUGGAAGUUAAUCAUUUUCAUUAAUGAUAACUAUUAAUAUGCUAAGAAACUUAUCAAGCCGUUAAAAAAUCUUUCGACGCUUGUUUGAUAUGCAAAACUAUGCCCGACACAAUAAUUUAAACACAUUGAAUUUAUUAAUAUUAUUGUAUUUAACUGAACUAUCGAUCAAUGUUUAGUAAAAAUAUGAUCAGCUAGAUAUUACAUCGGAAAAUAUUAUUUUACUUACGUUAUUAUAAUAUAUAUUAUAAUGUAGCAGAAUGUACCUAUCAAGAAAAACAAAACAAAUAAUAUACAGUGAUGAAGGCGCUAAUAACCAGCAAAAUAACCCAAAAGAUGGAAAACAUACGACGUUAUGAAAUAAAAAGAGAUAAAACUAGUAGAGGUGGGAAAUUAUCGGUAUAAACCUAUAAAUAUAUAUUACAUUACGAUAUUUCCCACCUUUAUACAUUAGUUUAAGAACUAGUUGACUUCAGUCAUAAUUAUAGGUAUGACGUCGAAAAACAUUUUAUUUUAAUUUGUUAGAAGAACAAAUAAAUAUAUUAAGACAGAUGAUAGCAAAAAACCUUAAUUAGUAGCCAUUUUAAUUAUAAAUCAAACUAAUAAUAACAACAACUCAUUGUUGUUAUUAUUACUAAAAUAUUUUACUAAACGUCAUCCGUAUAAUAUUAUGACUGAAGUCAACUAGAGCUAAGGUCUAAAGGUGGGAAAUAUUGUAAUGUAAUGUUUUUUUAUAGGUUAUACCGAUAAUUUCUCACCUCUGAUAGUUUAUUCUCUUUCUAUUUCACGACGUAUUAUGUUUUUCUUCUAUUGCGUUAUUUUGCCGGUUAUUAGUGCGCUCAUCACUGUAUUACUUAAAUGUUUAAUGGUAAUACCGUUAUAUCAAAUAAUAUACAAGAAGUGCAGUAAUAUAGUUUAGUGGUGAAAUAAUAUGAUUAUUUGGUGGACACAGAUUUAUCGAAUUUCUGCAAUUUUCUAGAUUAUGUAUGAUCUUAAGUGGUAGCAUUUCAUUAGUUAGAUAUUAGUUCUUUGUCUCAUUUUAUGUUAGGUCUGGACUAAUCUAUAUAAACACAAUUUGUUUUGUUGGAGAUAGGCGUCAGGGUUGGUGCUUAGAGUUUUAAUUUUAUAUGAUUACAAGGCCGCUAAUUUAAUCUAUCAACCCCAUCCUUUAUUAAGGUUCGGCACAGAUAGUGAUAAUAGUCGACUACUCAGUCCAACGAGACGUAACAAUACACAUAUCACAACAAAAUAUACAAAAAACACUAUAGAAUGAAAGACAAUAGAAGUGCAAAAGAACUAGAAACAAGUCAUAAUAAGAUCAGGAGAUUAACCAACAAUUAAACUCCAUGUUGUAUUUUUUAUUUUAUUUGAAUAGCUUUUAGCUUUUCAUUGAUUGAUGGUUUAGAGUUUAUUUAUAAACAUUUAUGUGAACUUGGAGCAAAAAUAAAUAUUUGCUACAAGUGUAUUGCAUGAAAAUAGUGAUGUCUUAUAGUCUUGGUUGACUGGCAAUUCUACAACAAAAUCAUCCUUUCUACUUUGAUGUAUCAUUUUUUUUACAAGAAAACGAUAUGGGUAAUAGUUGCAGGUUACCGUAUUAUUUAUACUUUAUUAUACUAUUUUAGACUAUAGAUUGAAGUUAUCCAUGAAAAAAAAACGAACGAAAAUAGAAAAAAAAUUUAACACAAAAUACAAAUUUUAGCAGUAAUAUACAUAUUCCUCAAAUAUUCGAGGAUUUUUCUUACAAAUAUAUGUUUUUCAAAUUCAGGAUAGUUAGUUAUUGCAGAUUUUAUGAAUAUAUUGUAAAUAGAGAUUCAAAAAGGUAAUUGUUUGUUGUUGAAAUUAUUUUUUUUAUUAUUUUUACGAACGCAGAAUAAUUUUGAACUGAAUUUUAUACCACUUUAUCAAUAAAGAUACUUUACUUACCAGUCGAAAACUCAUACACUAAGAA
Molecule: messenger RNA, 6482 nt
Organism: Diabrotica virgifera virgifera (western corn rootworm)
Lineage: Eukaryota; Metazoa; Arthropoda; Insecta; Coleoptera; Chrysomelidae
Product: RB1-inducible coiled-coil protein 1
Exons: 16
Coding region: 156-4193 (1345 amino acids)
Biological process (GO): reticulophagy; autophagy of mitochondrion; positive regulation of protein phosphorylation
Cellular component (GO): Atg1/ULK1 kinase complex; phagophore assembly site membrane; extrinsic component of membrane
Molecular function (GO): molecular adaptor activity; protein kinase binding
Source: RefSeq, a predicted model, not a curated record